CUCCCAAUCUCGCCCUAAAUCUCUCACACACACGGGCGUACCCCACCCUCACGAACCAGCCCCUCCCCACCCCCCCACCCCUCGUUUUCUGCACCCUCUUCGCGCUCCUGGGAUCCCACUUUGAGGGCAGCCUUUGAAAAAUCUUCGCGGAAUAGUGGACCAGAGCUGGGGAGUUUUUAAAAGUCGGGGCGCGCGCGAGAGGGAGAUACGAUGGCUUCCUCAUCUGGCAAUGAUGAUGAUCUCACUAUACCUAGAGCUGCUAUCAAUAAGAUGAUCAAAGAGACUCUCCCCAACGUCCGGGUGGCCAACGAUGCCCGGGAGCUGGUGGUGAACUGCUGCACUGAAUUCAUUCACCUUAUAUCUUCUGAAGCCAAUGAGAUUUGCAACAAAUCAGAAAAGAAGACCAUCUCACCCGAGCAUGUCAUACAAGCACUAGAAAGUUUGGGCUUUGGCUCUUACAUCAGUGAAGUAAAAGAAGUCUUACAAGAAUGCAAGACUGUAGCAUUAAAAAGAAGAAAGGCCAGUUCUCGUUUGGAAAACCUUGGCAUUCCUGAAGAAGAGUUAUUGAGACAGCAGCAAGAAUUAUUUGCAAAAGCUAGACAGCAACAAGCAGAAUUGGCCCAGCAGGAAUGGCUUCAAAUGCAGCAGGCUGCCCAACAAGCACAGCUUGCUGCUGCCACAGCCAGCGCAUCUAACCAGGCUGGAUCUUCUCAGGAUGAAGAAGAUGAUGAUGAUAUCUGAAAUUUACCAGCUGAGUUUCUAUUUCCUCUAUAAAUGUUUUUCCCUGCACAAGAAAACAGUGAAAGAAAUGCUUAUCUGUAAUUUUGUAUGCAUCUUGGUGGACUUGCCAUUGGUAUUCUAGGGAUGUCUGCUGUUAAGUUUCAUCUAUUGUGUGCUAUUCAUGUAAAAACUGUCUCUUUGAACUAUUGAAAAUUUAAGAUUCAGUAUAAUAUCAAUUUUGAAUUUUUAAUGGUGUUUAUGAAAUUUUAGAUAGCAGUGAGUCCUUUAUUUGAUCAAUAAACAGUGUUACAGAAAACGUCAAGUUUAUAAAAAUACAGUGAAAUUUAUACAGAAACUCUAAAUCUGCAUUUGCAUUUCCUCUGCCCUUUUAACUAGACUAAAAAUUGGGAAUUUUAAAUUAUUGGGGGGAGGGUGUUGUGUAAUGCAGUAGAUGUUAGAUCAGGAUGGUGAAAAAACAAAGAGUUCGGUUUUGUAGUAUCUGAAUUUUUUGUCUUUUAAAAUGAGUGUAUAUAUAUAUAGGCAAUAAAUAUAUAUGCUCAGAUAAAUAUGCUUGUUUAAAAAAAUCUCAAAAUGACAUCCAAAAACUUAGGAAGGAGUAUGUUCAAUAGUAGUUCUAUGAGUUCGGUGGGUUAUGUUUUUGAUUUUGUUUUUCUUUUAUGUAGAGGUAAAAACUACAGUUUUAUUAUGGCAUAAUUCAUCUUGAGCUAUGCUAUUACAUUUCAAAGACUGCCCAAUUUUGAGGACUGUCACGAUUCUUACUAUUUCACUCCAAUAAUUGUUAAUAGUAUUACUUGCUUAGUCCAUCCAUCUUUAUUGGAACUUGUGAAACAAUUGCUUAGGUUCCAUUGGUUUAAUGGAGAUUCAUGAAUAUCAAACCUUUGCUGGGGGAAAGAAAUGAAAGUUAAUAAGCAUGCUUACUAUAAAAGAGGGAUUUUUUUGUAAUUUAACUGAUAGUUUACUUAUUGUUUGUUUUUAGCAUUACUUUUACAUUUUCUUGACUAGAUGGCCUAGAGUGUCCAGUGCUUCCUUUUGAAAUGGCAUCAUUAUCUCCAUCAUAAUUGAGUGAUAGCUUUAAAAAUGAUUGGUUUUAUUUUGUUUAAGAAAGCAUGUCAUAACUGAUCAGCCCUAUAUGAAACAUAAAUAGUUUCAACCUACUCAUUAAAAGGGAGAAGCUUUAAUUUGGUUCCACUAAAUAAAGUAUGGUAGUGAUUUUUAUAGGAAUCCAGUGUAUUGAAGAAAUGGCAUAUUGUUUGUACUUUGGAAACAGAAUGGAAAAGCCACUUUAAGAUAGUAUAAAGUAAUCUAAAUUCCUAUGUCAGUUGCCAAAUCAUUUAAAUUUGUAUAUUCACCAAGUCCAAGGAUAAAUUGUGGUUGCUGGGAUUCAGUUUUAAUUGGAGAGCUAAAUAAGUAAAGUUUAUAAGUAUUAGAUUUCUUAAAGGUCUUAUUUUGCAGUUUUAGAAAAAGUGAAAUAUUAGCAUACGUUUAUUAAAUACACUUCCCCCAUGCCAUGAAAAGGUUAAUUUUGCUGAAUGUUUUAAGUUGAAGUUGAUAUUGUAUCCAUGAAGUGCUUUGGACAAGAUAGAAGGGGUUGUUUUUUUAAAAGUUUAAGUACCAAAGGUAGUCUAGUCUAAGAAAUAAUAAGUUAAUAAGUGUUGGCUUUUCUAAUUUGUACUGUAACAUCCUUAUUCUUUCUAUUUUAAGUAUAUCUGUUUCUUAAGUAAACAACUUAGAUAUUUUUCCACUUUUUUUUCCCUGAUGCAGAGUUCAGGUUAAUUAAUAUUUUACUGCAUCUGAUAAUGUAUUAUAUGUUUGAAGCCUAGUGACUUUUCAUUUUGACAUUCUUGUGAUUUCAUAUGCUGUAUUCUUCAAGCAAUAAAAUCUGAUGUGUUUUAUAAA
This is a messenger RNA of Prionailurus viverrinus (fishing cat), 2637 nucleotides long. It is a transcript of the gene DR1, whose product is annotated as down-regulator of transcription 1. Bases 211 to 741 code for a protein of 176 amino acids. The transcript is spliced from 3 exons. Gene Ontology annotation, cellular component: negative cofactor 2 complex. Gene Ontology annotation, biological process: negative regulation of transcription by RNA polymerase II; chromatin remodeling; positive regulation of transcription by RNA polymerase II. NCBI's taxonomy places the organism in Eukaryota, Metazoa, Chordata, Mammalia, Carnivora, Felidae. Gene Ontology annotation, molecular function: protein heterodimerization activity; general transcription initiation factor activity; core promoter sequence-specific DNA binding. The record is from RefSeq and is a predicted model, not a curated record.